Molecule: messenger RNA, 2618 nt
Organism: Centropristis striata (black sea bass)
Lineage: Eukaryota; Metazoa; Chordata; Actinopteri; Perciformes; Serranidae
Gene: pde4cb
Product: phosphodiesterase 4C, cAMP-specific b
Exons: 16
Coding region: 196-2592 (798 amino acids)
Biological process (GO): signal transduction
Cellular component (GO): perinuclear region of cytoplasm; cytosol; nucleus
Molecular function (GO): 3',5'-cyclic-AMP phosphodiesterase activity
Source: RefSeq, a predicted model, not a curated record
CUGAACUAUUUGGAGGCUUCCACACUUCUGUUCUGUAUCUGAUGAUGUAGAGCAACAUCACAGACAGACUGGAGAGUUAUUUAGUGGAUUCUUUUGAAGAAUGUUGCUGCUGUGAGAUGGAUGACUUGGACUUCCAGUCAGGACAGAGAGAGCUGGACCAGAGAUCAGCGUAGAGACUAAACCCUCCAUGGCAGCAUGAGUGAGGCCGUGCUGCAGAGCUGUGGGGACGCUGGUUCCUGCAGCAGCAGUCAGCCAGCCAGGCUGAAACCAGCCUCAGGGUCCGGAUCGCCCUGCGGAUCCCCCCGACACUCUCCAAGAAACUCCCCCCGACACUCUCCUAGAAACUCCCCCCGACACUCUCCUCUGCUGCUCCGCAAGCUGCUGAUGAACCGAGGCGUCGGCCUGCAGAGACGCUUCACCCUGGCUCACACUCCCAGUUUUGAUGUGGAGAAUGGCCUCUCGGUGGGUCGCAGCCCCCUGGACCCCCAGACCAGUCCUGGUUCUGGUCUGGUGCUGCAGGCCAACUUCCCCCACAGCCAGCGCCGCGAGUCCUUCCUCUACCGCUCCGACUCCGACUUCGACCUGUCGCCCAAAACCAUGUCCCGAAACUCCUCCACCGCCAGCGACCUGGAGGAGGGAUUGAAGCAUUGGGAAGUCAAUUGGCUACCUCGGCAUGGAGAAGACAUGAUAGUGACUCCUUUUGCACAGGUGCUCGCCAGCCUACGAACAGUGAGAAGUAACUUUGCUGUUCUGACACAUCUGCAGGAACGUGUAGCAAACAAGAGGCCCACCAGCAGAGAGCAGCCGUCCAUGUGUAAGCCAUGUCUCACAGAGGAGCCCUACCAGAAGCUGGCGGUGGAGACGCUGGAGGAGCUGGACUGGUGUCUGGACCAGCUGGAGACGCUGCAGACCAGACACUCAGUGGGAGAUAUGGCCUCCAAUAAGUUUAAGAGGAUGCUGAACCGCGAGCUGACUCAGCUGUCAGAGACGAGUCGCUCAGGGAACCAGGUGUCAGAGUUCAUCACCAACACCUUCCUCGAGAAACAACAUGACGUGGAGAUCCUGUCCCCGCCGUCUAAGGAGAAGGAGAAGAAGAAGAGGCCCAUGUCCCAGAUCAUCGGGGUGAAGAAGGUCACCCAGAGCCCCGGCCUAGCCCCCGCAUGCAUCCCUCGCUUUGGAGUCAGCACGCCACACGAGAGCCUGCUGGCCAAGGAGGUUGAGGACAUUAAUCGUUGGGGUCUGGAUAUAUUCAAGAUAGCAGAAUUUUCUGGCAACCGCCCUCUGACGGUGAUCAUGUACUCCAUCUUCCAGGAGCGAGACCUUCUGAAAACCUUUAAGAUCCCAGAUGACACCUUCAUCACAUUGAUGAUGACCCUGGAGGACCACUACCACGCAGACGUAGCGUACCACAACAACAUCCAUGCAGCUGACGUGGUCCAGUCCACCCACGUGCUGCUGUCCACCCCCGCCUUAGAGGCGGUGUUCACAGACCUGGAGAUCAUGGCGGUUCUGUUUGCUAGUGCCAUCCAUGAUGUGGACCACCCGGGAGUCACCAACCAGUUCCUCAUAAACACCAGUUCGGAGCUGGCGCUAAUGUACAACGAUGCCUCGGUGCUGGAGAACCACCACCUCGCUGUGGGCUUCAAGCUGCUGCAAGAAGACAACUGUGACAUCUUCCAAAACCUCACCAAGAAACAGAGAGACUCUCUCCGGAAGAUGGUGAUCGAUAUGGUGCUUGCCACAGAUAUGUCCAAACACAUCGACUUCUUGGGCGGCAUGAAGACGAUGGUGGAGACCAAAAAGGUGACGAGUCUGGGAGUCCUGCUGCUAGACAACUACUCCGACCGCAUCCAGGUUCUGCAGAACAUGGUCCACUGUGCUGACCUGAGCAACCCCACCAAGCCUCUGGAGCUGUACCGCCAGUGGACGGAGCGCAUCAUGAGGGAGUUCUUCACCCAGGGAGACCGGGAGCGGGACAAAGGCAUGGAGAUCAGCGCCAUGUGUGACAAACACAACGCCUCCAUAGAGAAGACCCAGGUGGGCUUCAUAGACUUCAUCGUGCACCCCCUGUGGGAGACGUGGGCGGACCUGGUCCACCCUGACGCUCAGGACAUCCUGGACACGCUGGAGGACAACAGGGAGUGGUACCAGAGCAUGAUCCCCCGCAGCCCCUCGCCCUCCAGCCCCGAGGAGCGCCACCUGGAGGCCAUACCAGGAGCUGUGGGAGCAGGAGGCGCCGUCCCUUCAGGAGGAGGAGGAGGAGGAGACAAGUUCCAGUUUGAACUGACUCUGGAGGAGGAAGAGGAGGAUGAGGGGGAGCUGGAUUCUGACCUGGAGAGCCCCCUGGAUGAGGAGUCCCAGUCCGGGGGGGAGCGGCACCGGGACUCCUCCUCCCCCUCCUUGUCCCCGGACCCCCGCAGCAGCAGGUACCGCCCCCCCUCGCCCCACCCCUCCAGAAACCUGAACCUGGCCGCCAUGUCGGUGCGGAGUCCCCACAGGACCCUGGCGUCCCCGGGGCGCGAGGGUCCCGACAGAGACAGAGACCUGAGCCAGGAGGGGGACGGGGUGGCCUGCCUCCGCAUGGGAACGUAACAACCAGCACAACCUGCCCCGCCCGC